Podarcis lilfordi (Lilford's wall lizard) is the source of this 462-nucleotide messenger RNA. The record is from the annotation of a GenBank genome assembly. NCBI's taxonomy places the organism in Eukaryota, Metazoa, Chordata, Lepidosauria, Squamata, Lacertidae.
AUGACGAUAGCAAUAUCGAGCCCCUCCUCAAAUUGUCAAUCAUCCUGGUGGUAUAAGCUUGCCUUACAGUAUAUCCUCACACGUGGACCUAACCCUCCAGAUAGGCAUCUGAUCCUUUUAAAAAGGAAGCGCUUGGCAGCAGCAGCAGCAAUCACCGCGGUUUCAUGGGGAGGCAAAUCUUUAACUCACUUCACUUGGUUUUCCUUGCCUUUACUCAUCUCCCUGUCCCCAGAAACGCCCCGCUUUUCUAGAAUGCAUUUUUAUCCUUUUCCUGCCUCAUUUAUUCACAUCUGCAGUCCUGCCCUAGCUGUCUCCCUCCAUCCCUUGGCUCCUUGCUACCUUGCCAUUCCACACAGUGCUUUUGUUUUGGCACCAAUUCAGCUGAGACACACACACUCACAAGCACACAGCAGAAAAGCCUUGGGCUUGCAUGCAAACUGCAUCGGCUGCCCUGAAACUUGA